Caretta caretta (loggerhead turtle) is the source of this 2590-nucleotide messenger RNA. RefSeq names its product transmembrane protein 69 (gene TMEM69). The record is from RefSeq and is a predicted model, not a curated record. NCBI's taxonomy places the organism in Eukaryota, Metazoa, Chordata, Testudines, Cheloniidae.
CCGGGGCUCUCCGCCCGGCGCACACGGGAAGCCCCGCUCCUUCGGCCGGAUGCUGCCGCCCUUCCCGUCCCUGCUCGGGAAGCUGGUUGUGCUGGGGCUGGCCGUGCUCCUUGCCGUUCCCUUGGGCGGGGCCUUCUGCUAAGGCAAAUAUGUUUCACCUUGUACAGCGAUGUUGUUCCCACAUACCUUUAAAACUCCAGAAGUUGACCCUUCACAGACAGCUACAGUAUGGAAGGAAUAAGACAAUUUGUUCUUCUCCUCUCAGUAUCCCUCUGCAGAGAGUUCUUUCCCGUCCGUUGAGAUCUCAGCUCCUCACCAAGGCCUCAGCCUGUGUAACCAAGGCCCAGGGAUUCCAUUGCUCCCUCCGCUGCUUAAAGAAAAAGAAACCAGAAGAACCUGAACCCCAACUGGGGCUUCUGCGCCAUGAUAUGAGGUCACUAAAGGACUCACCAAAGCCUGCCUUUUACCUGGGCCUUGCAGGGUUGAUUCCAUUUGUUUCAGUGCCACUGAUAAUGGCUAUCCAACAGACCUACUACGCUGAGCUGGCAUUUGCUCAAAUUACAUAUGGGGCCACUAUAGUCUCUUUUCUAGGAGGAGUCAGGUGGGGAUUUGCUCUCCCAGAAAAUAGCCCAGGCAAUCCUGAUUGGAUGAACUUGGGGAACAGUAUAGUUCCCCCUUUAUUAGCCUGGUUUGCCAUACUUUUUAAAGAUGACCUCACUCAAGCUGCAAUCAUGGUGAUAAUUGGUUUAGGGGUAGCAUUACAUUAUGACCUUGCUGUUCUUCCUACUUAUCCCAGCUGGUUUAAAGCCCUCAGGGUAUUACUAACCAUGGUGGCAGUAUUUUCAUUGGUAGCCACCUUGGGACUUAUGGAUGUUUAUCCAGAGAAGCAGCUAAGGAACAGUGCAAGUAAAAGUAAAUGAAAGUGAAUCAUCAUAAACCAACAGACAAGAGAUUUUUUUUUUUUUUCUGUCAAGCCACUGCAGAGUUUUGUAUGAAGUUCUAAUGGGAGUAAAAGAAACUGCUUAGCUUCUCCAUGCUUGCAGAACUAGAGCCAUGAGUGGAAAUCAGAAAACAGCAGCUUGCAAGACGCUUACUUUGGGAGCAACCAGUUUCCAAGCAAGUUGAGCAGAGGAUUUAUAUAUACACAUUAUUCACUUUCUUUAGAUUGUUUUCAAGACAGGUAUGCAUCUUCCCUUAUUUGUACAGCAAGAGCCCAAUCCCGACAGAUCUUUGGGUACUACCGUAAUAUAUUUUUAAAUGUUUGGGGGUAGAUUAAACUCCUUGUGUACUAUGAAGAAUAAUUAUUAAAACAAGGAUAGGUCAAGAGGCUUAAUUAUAAGGUGUGCCAAGUUCUGCAAUGGAAGGAAUAAGGUCAUAGCUUUUGUAAAUGUUAAGAAGCCUUUUAGCUGAAAACCAUGGGAUGAAAGCACUUCCUGUUCCCACUGAAAAUGGAACAAUUACUGCAUUAUACUUAAGUUUGUAGACAAUUGGAAGAUUCAUGAUGUACAAGGUUAUUAUAUGUACAGCUGCUUUUUUUUUUUCUUUUUUGGUAAUGCUGUUUGUAAAUACCACACCUACACCACCCCAGGACAAGAUUCUUCCCUGACCCAAAUUCUACUGACGAGAAAAUAUACACUAAACAUGGUAAAUGAUUUAAGAGUUGGUCACUAAACAACACAUAUAGGUAAGGUUGGUUUGUCAUGUCAAGCUCGAGAUCAGUGUUUAGCAGGGGUCUCAAACACACAGCCCCUGGGGUUAUUUUCUGUGGCCUACCAGCUCCCUGCAGCACCCCACCCCCUCCGCAUUUACCUACAGCAGCUCCAGCCCGCGCUACUCCAGGAAGCGGCCAGGACCUGGGAGGGCGGAACCCUGGUCUGUGUGUUGCCCUGGCCAGCCCUCCAGGUACCUCCCCUGAAGCUCCCAUUGGCUGCAGUUCCCCAUUCCUGGCCAAUGGGAGCUGUGGGGGGGCGGUGCCUGGAGGCAUGGCCAGGGCAACACACAGACCCCUGUGCCUCCCACCACAGCCCCUGGCCACUUCCCCGAACAGUGUGGGGGUAGGGCAGGCAGGCAAGGAGCCUGCCCUGCCCUGCCCCGCCCCGCCCCAGGUGCGCACCAGGCCAGACCCACCCCCUGAAUGCCUCCUGCAGCUGAACCCCCUGCACUGAGCCCCCUCCUGCACCCUGCCCUGAGCCCCCUGAUGCACCCCAGCCCCCUGCCUUGAGCCUCCUUCCACACCCUGCACCUCUCCUGCACGCCCUGGGGGUUGGAAUGGGGGCAGGGAAGAGGUGGGGCCUCAUGGAAGGGGUGGAGUGGGGGCGGUCAGUUGUGCAGCCCCUGGGCCAAUGUACUAGUCCUCAUGGUCAUUUGAGUUUGAGACCCCUGAUCUAAAGUGUGUUGGAGACACUAAGAGCACCCCAAGUCCAAACAGCACCCUGUCAUGAUAUUUACGCAAAAGAUGGCAUGUAAUAUAUCUUUAGAAAACUAAUAACUCACUGAUCAUUAAUAUUCUUGCAUGAUAUAUGUAUGGUCAACCCCAAGAGAACUUUACAGCUAUUUCCAGCAUAUGUGACUAAAAUGUAUUUAAACCUGG